AUGUCGUUUCUCGAACGAAUUCAGGCAAAAAGGGGAAACUUACGGCAAACGGAAGUCAGCGUGUUGUUAGAAGAUGGGCGAGAAGUGCGAGAGAGACGAACGGCCGAUGGAGCUUUUGCUAGAAUUGUUGAAGACGAAGAUAGUGAUGAUGAACUAAAUGCUGCGGGAGACGAUGCGGUUCAAGCGAAAAGCCUAUCCAAUCGUCAACUGAAGAAACGCGAAUAUCGACGACGCCUCGGAUUUGUUGUUGAUGAAACCCCAGACCUUCAGCUAGCACACGUGUUUGAGAAUUUAUAUUUGGAUGUCGCUGCUGAUCUGGAAAUAUUGAGCACUGCCAAGAUCACCCACAUUAUUAAUUGUGCAACCGGCGUGAGCAAUUUUUUCCCGAAGAAAUUCGAGUAUUUAAAUGUGGAGAUGCUCGAUCUGCCUGAAACGCGUCUCGACGAAUAUCAGGAACGCGUCAAUGCCUUUAUUAGUGCCGCCACCGGAAAGGGCGGAAAACUAGUAAAGGCUAACAGAACAGCGGCUAAUCCCAAUCCCGGAUUUCUGAAGCAGCUAAAGGCAAUGGACUAUGCCGUA
This is a messenger RNA of Mesorhabditis spiculigera, 579 nucleotides long. The record is from the annotation of a GenBank genome assembly. NCBI's taxonomy places the organism in Eukaryota, Metazoa, Nematoda, Chromadorea, Rhabditida, Rhabditidae.